CUCAUUGCUUACUCGGUACAGGGACUAUAGAUAUGCAAGUGAUCUCUGACAGCAGGAACGCCAUGACUUCAUGUUUCAGUCAUGUGGCUGUGCACACAUCCAUCAGCCACAGUGACAGACGGUACUGUACGAUACCAUACGAUAUAACACGGUACCCCGAAUACGACUGUAACCUGGUCUUUUUUCAAGGAAUCGCACCCUUUUCCCCCUCUUCUUCAACUUCAAUAAUCACUUCCACUCUUUCCCGGUUUCCUUUUCGAUCCCUCUUUAUAUUUCUUCUCUUUGAUAUUUUCUUUGAUAUUUCUUCUCUUGGUCCCCAUCUGUAUCCUCAUACUCUUUCAUUUGUUUAUCUCCUGCAUUCCCAGCCCGACCGGGAAUUCAUCCCAAAAGACGCUGUGUGACUCUGGGUCAAAAGUACUGCCGUCCACCUCGUUCCCUGUGUGUCUUUCAACAAUCAACUUUGUCUUCAGCGAAUGGCCUGUUGCUGCUGGACGACCGGAACCGUCCUUAAUCGCUGAUUGUUAUUCUGCGACUGAUUUGUGCUGCUG
This is a messenger RNA of Aspergillus ruber CBS 135680, 548 nucleotides long. RefSeq lists its product as uncharacterized. The transcript has a single exon. NCBI's taxonomy places the organism in Eukaryota, Fungi, Ascomycota, Eurotiomycetes, Eurotiales, Aspergillaceae. The record is from RefSeq and is a predicted model, not a curated record. Bases 33 to 401 code for a protein of 122 amino acids.